This is a messenger RNA of Penicillium waksmanii, 1212 nucleotides long. RefSeq lists its product as uncharacterized. The transcript has a single exon. The record is from RefSeq and is a predicted model, not a curated record. Bases 1 to 1212 code for a protein of 403 amino acids. NCBI's taxonomy places the organism in Eukaryota, Fungi, Ascomycota, Eurotiomycetes, Eurotiales, Aspergillaceae.
AUGACAGAGACUUUCUCUGCCAUAGAUCCCUUUCGGCGACUUCCGGUCGAGCUCAUCUUUCAGAUUUUUGAGGAUACGGCUGAUUUUGUCGGUGUGGAAAGCUUGAUAUCGGUCUCCCGACCAGCCAGGGCAGCCUUCUAUGCAGACCCCCAAGCGAUAAUGCAGGCUAUUUUAAUAUCCAACCCUAUUACUUUACAGCCCGAACUCAGAUCGCUGGUCUCCAACAUCGCUAUCCUUCACAACCCAUCAAGCCAUUGCUCUACCCUGGACGAUUAUGAGAAAGUCACUGCUCUGAAUGAUAAGCUUUAUUCUUCACAAAGAUUCCAGAGCCCAGAGGUCGCUUGUCGCAUUCUUCACAUUGCCGCCCAGAUCCAGCGGCUAGGCUGUGUUUGCCUUUCAAAGCUGCAAAAGGAAUUCGCAUCUGCCGUGGGGAUCUCACCGCUUCUUGCACAACAAGCAAAUGAGCCCUUUUCGUGGAUAGAAGAAUAUCGUAUGUAUUGGGCACUGUGGCAUCUUCGAUGUUACUCAGACCUACGCAAAUCUGUGGACAAACGAUUCUCAUCCUUUUACAACACUGGAAAUCCCCCGGAUAAUGCAAGAUGGAGUUGGCCGAGUGAAUCAAUCCAGGCCCUUGACUUGUAUCCCACGUCAGAUGAUAUCCACGAGUUCAGGAAAGAGGUGAUUUGGACCGUUGCUGUUGCACUCGAGGAUUUGAAAACCUGUUCACCUUCAGCACUUCCGGGAGAUGUUCUACAACCAGAGUAUAAAUCCACUCUUUCUUGGGAUCUACACCCGAAUACACCCAUCCCGUUCUUUUCCUCAUUCAAACUUCCUCAAACCGUUGAGACUCAAUAUCCAAUCUGGAGUCCACCGCCAGUGCCUGCUAAAAACCCAGUGACAACCCCUUGGCGUUUGCUUCCAACAUAUUGCACAAAUCCCACAGGACAGACGGCGUUGUUUAGAUCUCUCCGCUUCCAGGUCAUGCGAAGAGGACCAGACAGACGUGCAAUGAAUGAUGUCCUGCGCUAUCGCCGAUGCGGUGUGCUUCUUUGGGAUAAGUGGCGGAUGUUUUCGACUGGGUUGAUUCCAAACAACUUUCGGGAAAGAGUGCCAGCUCCGGGUGGAAUGUUUAUCGAGGCUCGGAGCGAGGUUAGCCAGGGCAUGGGGGAUGUUCUACCUAUGUGGUUGGAAGUAGGGCGUGCAAAGCAAUAG